Molecule: messenger RNA, 1590 nt
Organism: Carya illinoinensis
Lineage: Eukaryota; Viridiplantae; Streptophyta; Magnoliopsida; Fagales; Juglandaceae
Product: probable xyloglucan galactosyltransferase GT14
Exons: 1
Coding region: 1-1482 (493 amino acids)
Molecular function (GO): glycosyltransferase activity
Source: RefSeq, a predicted model, not a curated record
AUGGAGAAAUUGAUGAUCGGAAACUGCCCAAAUCCAAUCUGGUUUGUCCUACUCCUCUGUUUUCUCUCAAGUUUGCUUUUCGUCUUAUUUGAUUAUUUGGCUUUAAGUGGUGGGAAGCAAAAUGGGGCCACAUUUAUUCUCAACCACUUUGCAAAUGAUGGAACAUCUACUUCAUCUAACUAUUCUGUACAGAGUUUAAAUAAUCAGCAGACUCAAGAAACUGUGAGCAACACUAAAUUUGUUAAGAAUUUAUAUUCGUGUUCGGGCCGAUAUAUUUAUAUUCAUGAUCUUCCUAGUCAGUUCAACAAAGAGUUGCUCAUGAAUUGCAAUUCUCUUAUGAAAUGGAUCAACAUGUGCCAAUAUUUAUCCGACUUGGGUCUUGGUCCUCUGGUAGACAAAAAUGAAUCAGUUAUAUUGAAAAGGGGUUGGUUUGUCACAAACCAGUUUAUGUUGGAAGUCAUAUUUCACAACAGGAUGAUGCAGUAUCAAUGCUUAACAAAUGACUCAUCGUUGGCUUCUGCAAUUUAUGUACCAUUUUAUGCUGGCCUUGAUGUGGGGCGGUACCUGUGGGGUUUUAACGUCUCAGUGAGAGAUGCUAAUUCUUUAGCUCUGGUUCAGUGGCUUGCAGACAAACCUGAAUGGAAAAGAAUGUGGGGUAGAGAUCACUUCCUAGUUGGAGGAAGGGUUGCUUGGGAUUUCAGAAGACAGACAGAUGAUGAUUCUGAUUGGGGUUCCAAGCUUAUGCUUUUGCCUGAAUCAAAGAACAUGACAUUGUUGUCGAUCGAAUCAAGCAACGCGGACAAUGAUUUUGCAAUACCAUAUCCAACAUACUUCCAUCCUUCAAAAGACAGGCAGAUAAUCAGUUGGCAGAAAAAGAUGAGAAGAACAAAAAGGCAAUACUUGUUCUCUUUUGCUGGUGCCCCACGACCCAAUUUGUCAAAUUCCAUUCGGAGUGAGUUGAUUGAUCAAUGCCACUCUUCACCCACAUGCAAUUUCCUUGGUUGUUAUAAUGGAGCAAAUAAGUGUGAGGACCCAAUAAAUGUGAUGAAGGCAUUUCAAAGCUCAGUUUUUUGCUUACAGCCUCCUGGGGAUUCAUUCACUAGGCGAUCCACUUUUGACUCCAUUGUAGCCGGUUGUAUUCCAGUUUUCUUCCAUAAGGAUUCUGCUUAUUCACAAUACUUGUGGCAUUUACCAAAGAACUAUACAAAGUAUUCUGUGAUGAUACCAUUAAAUGAUGUAAAGGAUAGAAAGGUUUGUGUUAAUGAAACAUUGCUUAGAGUUCCGAAGAAUGAUGUGUUGGCUAUGAGAGAAGAGGUUAUAAAGCUGAUUCCAAGUAUAGUUUAUGGCGAUCCAAGGUCUAGGUUAGAGACCCUUGAAGAUGCAUUUGACAUAGCUGUUAAGGGUGUUCUUGAGAGAGUCGAGACAGCAAGGAGAGAGAUGGAAGAGAGUAAGUUGUUGAAUAAAAAACCUAGUUUUAAAUGAGUGCGUGGCUUUGAAAUUGGAAGCCAGCUAGAUUAGCGUCUUUUGUAGCCUAUAAAUAUCUAUGUAUUUGAUACUGAUUGUUGUUCUAAUUCUAUUUUGAUCGGUCCA